CGCGGGCGGAACGUUUAACCUGACGGACCGUGGCCGGCGAUGAGCUGGGCUGAGCGGAGAGGCUGGGCGCCCAGGGCUGCCUUUCCUGCCGCGUCGGGGUCUAUGUGGAGAGGUUAGGGCCGAAGGACAACGCAGGGCCUGCGGUCGGCCUCCUCGCCGCCUCGGGAGCCGCCCCGCGCCGCCUCGGAGGCGCUGGUUCCGGGCUCCGCUCGCCCUGCGGCCCGGCCUCUCCGGCUCGCCUUGGCCCCAGCCCCAGCUCCAGCCCCAGCGCGCACCUUCCCGGGAGAGAUUCCCGAUCUCACAUGCUUUUGACUGAUUUUAAAGGCCGAGAGUACUUGAAUAAAUGAGCCAUUAUUCUCAAAGCAUUUGAUUCCCUCAGUCCCCCUGUGCUGACAACCUGAUCGAGUACUAAACUCUUCCCACAAAUUUGCCACUGUUGAGAUGCAUUCAUCUGGAGGAAGAGCCAGCUGGAGGUGGCUUCAAGAGCGGCAAUCAGAGUCACCCAGGCCACUAUUAACCACAACUUUGACGGGCACCGGAUGUGCCUUCUCAGACCUGUCUAUGUCUCUGUGAAGGAUUUCCCCUUCUCAUAGCGUUUCUCGGCUAGUAGCUAUCUCUCUGCACUCUGGCUGGGAGCCCUGGGUUGGCCUUCGCCAUGCCGACGGUGGUGGUAAUGGAUGUGUCCCUCUCCAUGACCCGGCCCGUGUCUGUCGAGGGCUCCGAGGAGUACCAGCGCAAGCACUUGGCAGCCCACGGUCUGACGAUGCUGUUCGAGCACAUGGCCACAAAUUACAAGCUGGAAUUCACAGCCCUCGUGGUGUUUUCAUCACUCUGGGAGUUGAUGGUUCCGUUCACAAGAGAUUAUAACACCUUGCAGGAAGCACUAAGUAAUAUGGAUGAUUACGACAAAACCUGCCUGGAGUCUGCAUUAGUUGGUGUUUGCAACAUUGUUCAGCAGGAAUGGGGUGGUGCAAUUCCUUGCCAGGUGGUUCUGGUGACGGAUGGCUGUCUUGGCAUUGGUAGAGGAUCACUGCGACAUUCCCUGGCCACUCACAACCAGAGAAGUGAGAGCAGCAGAUUUCCACUACCUUUUCCUUUCCCGUCGAAGUUGUACAUUAUGUGCAUGGCAAAUUUGGAGGAGCUUCAAAGCACAGAUUCCUUGGAAUGCCUUGAACGUCUCAUAGAUUUAAACAACGGUGAAGGGCAAAUUUUUACUAUUGAUGGCCCCCUGUGCUUGAAAAAUGUACAGUCUAUGUUUGGAAAGCUGAUAGACCUGGCAUACACACCUUUUCAUGCUGUUCUCAAGUGUGGCCAUCUAACCGCUGACGUCCAAGUCUUCCCUAGGCCAGAACCUUUCGUUGUGGAUGAAGAGAUUGAUCCUAUUCCUAAAGUCAUUAAUACAGAUUUAGAAAUAGUGGGAUUUAUUGACAUAGCUGAUAUUUCAAGUCCCCCAGUUCUGUCCAGACACCUGGUCUUACCUAUAGCACUUAACAAAGAAGGAGAUGAGGUGGGUACUGGCAUCACUGAUGACAACGAAGAUGAAAAUUCAGCCAAUCAGAUUGCAGGCAAAAUACCCAACUUCUGUGUCCUACUGCAUGGCAGUCUAAAAGUGGAAGGAAUGGUGGCAAUUGUCCAGUUAGGUCCUGAGUGGCAUGGAAUGCUGUACUCCCAAGCCGACAGCAAGAAGAAGUCAAACCUCAUGAUGUCUCUUUUUGAGCCUGGCCCAGAACCUCUCCCUUGGCUGGGAAAAAUGGCCCAGUUGGGUCCUAUUUCAGAUGCUAAAGAAAACCCUUACGGUGAGGAUGACAAUAAGAGCCCAUUUCCCCUGCAACCCAAAAACAAACGCAGUUAUGCCCAGAAUGUGACUGUCUGGAUCAAACCCAGCGGCCUGCAGACAGAUGUACAGAAAAUUUUGAGAAACGCACGGAAACUACCUGAAAAAACGCAGACCUUCUAUAAGGAGCUGAAUCGUCUGCGCAAGGCUGCCCUGGCCUUUGGCUUUCUAGACCUGCUCAAGGGCGUGGCCGACAUGCUGGAGCGGGAAUGCACACUGCUGCCGGACACGGCACACCCCGACGCCGCCUUCCAGCUCACCCACGCUGCCCAGCAGCUCAAGCUGGCCAGCACCAGCACCUCAGAGUACGCAGCAUAUGACCAUAACAUUAUCCCUCUGCACACAGACUUCUCUGGGAGCAGCGCGGAGAGAAUGUGAACUGCCAGGGAAUGAUUUCAACUGCGAAGGAUGCUGAGCACGCUCACUUGUGACACGCCACCCCGGGGCCUUCUGAACUGGCCUCACACAUAGCCCUCACAGGCCAGAAUAACUACCCCAGUGUGAGGGGCUGGCUGCAGGGUGCGAAGCAGACUGGCCACUUGGCUGGAACCUCAGCCUCCUGGUGUCUCUAAGCUGUUACUCGAGUGAGGGACCCAUCUUAGAAGUGGAGGCUGAGCAGAGCUCCCGCCUUCUUCCUCCUCAGGAAACGUCCUGGAAGGACCCCCUCUCCAGGUUGUGCUUAGCCAGAAGGACCUUUUCAGGCCUCUUUGGAGAGGCAGCCUAGGUUGCUUGGGACUUGCUAAGGACAGAACGACUGCCACUGAGUUCCAGAAUUGUGCUUAGAACUUGGUAAAAUGUGAUAGUGAUGCUUGGGUGCUUUUGGUGUACCUUGAGUACAAACUUCUAAACAACCACAUAUGUAAAAUGAGUCCUGUUUUUUUAAUGAAAGUAAAAUAGAUUUUCUGUGAUACUUUCACUGAGAACUAA
Cavia porcellus (domestic guinea pig) is the source of this 2761-nucleotide messenger RNA. It is a transcript of the gene Ints14, whose product is annotated as integrator complex subunit 14. Bases 656 to 2212 code for a protein of 518 amino acids. The record is from RefSeq and is a predicted model, not a curated record. The transcript has 13 exons. Gene Ontology annotation, cellular component: integrator complex. Gene Ontology annotation, biological process: snRNA 3'-end processing. Lineage: Eukaryota; Metazoa; Chordata; Mammalia; Rodentia; Caviidae.